This is a messenger RNA of Triplophysa dalaica, 5463 nucleotides long. RefSeq names its product maestro heat-like repeat family member 1 (gene mroh1). The transcript has 43 exons. Lineage: Eukaryota; Metazoa; Chordata; Actinopteri; Cypriniformes; Nemacheilidae. The record is from RefSeq and is a predicted model, not a curated record. Gene Ontology annotation, cellular component: cytoplasm. Bases 299 to 5254 code for a protein of 1651 amino acids.
CAGCAGCACGUGAUGAGGCGUGUUUACCUACGAUACAAUGUAGCGCCCAUGAAAGUGAGAUCAUCAACCCGUGUUAACCAACCUCAGAUAAAUAAAACAACACACCGUCGCGUACAGGGUUACAACCACUAACUGGACACCGGGGUCUUCGUAUACUACUAAUAACUGCUCUAUGCGUCUGGGAAAAGGGGAUGUGAGUGUGUAGCCUUCGGGUGAAAGAGCAACGCGGUAAAGAGUGAGCUCAUUCGAGGGACAGUGGACACCCAGAUGCAUUCCUAAAUCUGCUGCUGGCCUCGGUAUGGGCUUUAUAGAGGAGACCGAUGUAGAGCAGGUGACCCUGGCUCUUUUGGAUGCUGCAAAUGACAAGGAUCCGGUGGUGCAGGAGCAGGUCAGGAAGUCGAUCUUGACGCUAGGGAACCAACAGCCUGAUAAGGUCCUGUCCAUGUGCCAGGACUACCUGAUCAAACAUCCCAAGCUGGUGGUGGGGCAUAGAGUGGUGGUCUUGCAAACCAUUGAGUUGGUGGUGAAGAGCAGGAUUGAUGACAUCACUUACCCGAAAAUCAAGAAUGUCAUACAGCUGGCAUCAGAUGAGAUGACAAAAUCAAAGGACGUUGUCCCAGAAUGGCAGCAAGCAGCCAGUAAUAUUUUGGUUGCCGUGGGCAACAAAUAUAUCAAUGACAUUAUGGAGGAGAUUCUCAGCAAGUUCCAGCCAGGAGUUUUGCCGCACUUCUUUGUGGUCAAAACACUAGCCAAUCUGUCAGACUCGAACGUGUAUGGCAUGGUUCCUUUUCUCAAUGCUAUUAUGGGGACCAUGUUGCCCAUGCUGGGUAUGGCCAAACAGGACAACAUGAAAUGGGUUUUUUCUUCUGCGCUCUGCCGCUUCAGCGAGAGCAUUCUAGAGUAUCUGGCAAAUUUGGACAAGGCUCCUGACCCUACGGUACGCAAAGACACCUUCUCCAGUGAGAUCUACUCAGCCUAUGACAUCCUGUUCACCAGCUGGAUUCAGAGCCGAGAGCCCAAGCUGCGUCUCACUGUGGCAGAGGCCGUUGGGUCAAUGAGUCACCUGAUGGCUCAUGAUAAACUGGAAGAACAGCUUCCCAAACUUCUUCCUGCUAUACUUGGUCUCUACAAAAAGAAUCCAGAACACUACAUCAUUAGCAAGAGUCUAUGUCAGAUUCUGGAGGCCUCUGUGAAUAUGGGGAGCAGAGUGUUGGAGACUCAGAUUGAUGGUCUUUUACUCGCUCUGCACCAGCAGAUAUGUUCACCUGUGGACUUCAGCAACCCUCCAACUGUGAAAAAUCACAAUGAGGUCUUACGAUGCUUCAGUAUCCUUGCAAACACGUUCCCAGACCGUCUGAUGGUGUAUGUUCUCCAGAGGCUGGAGAACAGUAAUGAGAGGAACAGAAUGGGCUCUCUGGCUGUGCUCAGGCACCUCAUCAACUCAUCCACCUCCAGUAUGGAAACCAAGAAGCUUCUGAUUCUUGCCAGCCUUAGACAACCUCUGGCGGACCACAGCAAUAAGGUGAAGAAGAGAGUGGUUCAGGUGAUCAGUGCCAUGGCUCAUCAUGGAUAUCUGGAGCUGGAUGGAGGAGACAUCCUUGUUCGGUUCAUCGUCCAGCACUGUGCUCUACCAGACACUAACAAUCGUGGUCCGAGACCCCCAGAUCCAGAGGAUGUGACCAAUGAGGAUCUGCGGAGCAUGUGCGACAAUACACUGCAUCUUUUCACUACUACAGUGGGCCGCCUGACUGACGUUCUGUGGCCGAUGCUGCUUUACUACCUCGCCCCAAACCUAUAUGCCAACGCCACAACCCCCCUUUGCAAGAGUUUAAUCCUGCUGGCCAGUAAAAAACGAGCAGCACAGGAACCCAGCUUCAUCAUUGACUUCAGCGCACAAGGGUCCAGCCUUCCCUCACAGUAUAUUCUGAUGAUUAGACUCAUGGUUAACGCCGCAUUUCCGUUUCGAUGUCGUGGGCACGGCGCUCCCUCCCUGAGUCUGCUUAAUGCAAUCAGUCCUAACAUUCACCCCAAAACGGAAGCGUUUUGGGAAGACCAGAUUCCAAAGCUGCUCAAUUACCUUGAAGAGUCAACGAAAGAAUCAUUGGACCAAAAGAAUUGGGAGGAGAGUUUACUUCAGCUCCUGUCUAAAACUGUGGCAGUCAUUGAUGACAGCAGGUGGACCAAUCAGCUCGCAGUGGAGACCACACGAUACCUCCCGACUUAUAACAACUCACUGGAGGAGAAGAGUUUUUUGUAUAGGUGUGUUGGCGUGAUUCUUCAGCAGUGCUGUAAUAAAGAAUUGGUCAGGAAACAGCUACAAGAAAUCCUGAUCAGCGCUCGGCACAAUGAUGCGGUUGAAAGAACGGGUGUUGCCAUGGCAAUCGGUCUGUGCGCCAGCAACCAUCUUGAAGGCACUCUUGAAAAACUGCAGGAGUUUGGGAGAUCCGAUGCUUUCAGGAAAGCUUCAGGGAUAUUUGGUCUUCUCAAAGAUAAAAAUGAUGUUGAUGUGGAGAAAAUGAAAAGCACACUGAUUUUAUGUUAUGGAUAUGUAGCGUUACACGCACCAGAAGAUAAGCUCCUCACUCGCGUUGAUUGUGACAUUCUCCAUAACAUCUCCAAGCACUUCAACACAAAGGUUCUGGGAAUAAAAGUAGAGACCAAGGAUCUGACUAUGAAGCUCAGUCUCAUUCACAGCGUUGGACUCAUUGCCAAAGCCAUAAGCUCUUCUGUCCGAAAACAGGGCUUCCAGUUCUCCCGGAAACAGGAGCUGAUGGGUGUUAUGAUGGAUUUCAUCAAAGCCGAACCGGCAGAUGUCAUACGGACUCCUGUUCGCCAUCUAGUUUUGACCACAUGUGCCAACCUCAUAAAUUUAGACCCUCCUUUAACAGAAAAUGAAAACUUUGACUUGUUGAAAACGUGUUUGAACGGUGUUUAUGGGCUUCCUACUGCAGACACACCAGAUAAAGCUAAAGAUGAAGAAGCCCUUGAUCCACAACAGAAAGUGGUCUUGUAUACAGACACCUUUAACGCUCUUCAUGAAUUGCUGAGAAAUGUAUUACGUAGAGAUAUGAGUCCCGAUGGUCUUCAGUCCUUGUUCAAGCAUUUAGAGAGCUGGUUGAGCUCAGGGCAGGACCACGAGAGGGAGAGGGCAGUAAAGACCACCUCAGAGUUACUCAAGUUUUACUUGGACAAUCUCAAUGUGAAGAACUUAGUCACGUUCCAUAAUUUGGGCGCUCUUUUGGGACGUUUGGCCCCAAGGUGCACAGACCCAAAUCCUGAAGUGCGGCGGGCAGCCAUAGACUGUGUCUAUAGUCUACUCUACAUUCAACUGCGUUAUGAAGGCUUCUCAUUGGAUUACAAGGACGAUUCAGUCGAGAACUUGUUAGAUAUCCGCGAGAAACUAAACAAUCCUGACCAUUCAGUCUUGUACAAAACAUGCUCUGAGCUGACCAAGAUCAUCGGUAAGCGUCUUCCCCAGCCGCAGUUGAGCACCCUGCUGUUCAUGUUGUUCGAUGGUUUGGUGGAUUCUCAGUCCAACUGCUCAAGAGCUUCCAGCGUGAUCCUCAACACCCUACUGAAGAACAGAGGUGCUGGACUGCAGGAUCUGGUGCCAGAGAUGUUAGAAGUGUUACACAACCGGCUUCAGGUGAUCACUGAGGAGCAGGUGAAGGUGGCCGUCGGUCAGUCUAUCCUCAUCCUCGCCACACAGCAUCUGCAAACUCUUGUAAACACGCUUGUCGCCUACCCACUGCCUUACGACAGUUGGUGUUGUGAGAUGUGGGUGGCUCUUGGAGCAGACAGCACUUUGGCCCUGCAAAUCAUGGAGAUAAUUGUUGAGAAGCUGAACAUUAUGGUACCCUAUGUGGACAAGAAGGAGUCCAUGCUAAGGCCCGGCUUGACCAAAGUUGCCACAAGUCACCCGCUGGCUAUGACAUGUGCUCUCCGUGAGAUGAUGCUGAAUGGUCAGUCGGCAGACGCAGUGGCCGCUUUCUUUCCGAAGCUCUUCAGCGCUCUGCUUGUUCGUCUGGCAUCCAGCGUGGGCGUUCAGCUGCCCAAAGACCUCAACAGCAACAGCAUCAUCUCCGACCGCAAAACCACCAGCAAAAACCAAAUGGCUAACUUUGAUGUUUGCGGAGUGGCGGUAGAGGCCCUGCGGAUCCUGUUGGCUCGUGCUCAGCUGGACGCUGUCAUGAAACCAUUAGAUCAGGAGGGAGCCUGGGUCAAAAUGAAGGACCCACAGCAGCACACGACAGGUGUCACGCUGCUCGCCAGAGCAAUGGCAAAGCAUGCUGGUCCACGACUUCCUGCCAUUGUGGAGAGUCUCUGUCCUUCUCUCAAUAAUAUCUAUGAGUGCCAGAGGAUAACAGUCACAGCUUUCUUCUCUGAGCUGUUGAAUCACCACGUUGCAACGGAACUGAUGAUUUUGGACAUGUUAAUGAACAACAUGAUGGAGAGAAUAACCGACCCGUGCAGUACUGUCCGUAUGCUGGCGGUCCGAGGCCUGGGGAACAUCGCCGUGGGUUCACCCGAGAAGGUGAAUAAAUAUGCCAAGGAGCUUUUAGCAGCCAUGAGUUCAGGUAUGGAGGAGAAUGACGAUCCAGGAAAACAAAUCACACUGGAGGCCAUGUCGGGCAUGUCCAAGAUACUGCUUUACCUGGACCCGAAAAAUGUCCACUUGCUUGUGGUUUACAUCUUCAUGAAAAUCAAACCGUUUUUGGAGAAUGAGAACGAUGAGAUCCGAUGUGCUUCCAUUGUGCUCCUGGGGAACCUGUCGAAAUUCGGCAUGGGUGAGCCUGUCUUUAAGGACCAGAUCCACAAUGUUCUGGUCAGCCUGCUGUUGCAUCUCAGUGAUCCGAACCCUCAUGUGGUGAAGGCCUGUAAGUAUGCCAUGCGCGUGUGCGCUCCGGUCGUGGGUUCAGAACAGAUCUCCACCAUGUUCCUGAAUCAUCUCCAUGAGGACAAGGGUCUGCAUUACGGAGAGUUCAUCAAUGACCUUACCAAAUACCUGAUCCAGGAUUUUCCGAGCAUGCUGAACUUCUACCACAUCACAGUGAUUCAGUUUUUCAAGAGUAACUGGUCAGAGAUCAGAGCAAGUGCUGCCAUGUUCAUCGGGUUUUUGCUUGGGAACCUACCGGAGGAGCACUUCUCUCACAUGAAUAUGGGAUCAGUCACUAAGGGUCUUGUAAUGUUACUGCAGGAUCCAGACCCCCUGGUACGAGUUAAAGCCGCUGAGGCCAUGGGUCAUUUCCACUGAUGUCAUUUCGUUCUACAAUCACCAGAUUAGUCUAUGAAUUUUAAUGUUGUAGCAUUUGACUAUGGAGAUACACUUGAGUUAUUGUUCUAUAAUAAACCUUUAACGGUUUUUAUUGUCGACCAAAGACUGUGCAUUAGUUCUGUAAGAAUUCUGUAAGAAAAGAGAAGACAGUAGAAUACACAUAUUAAACUUAAAGCACUUUUAAGUAA